AGCUAUGGAAGCAUGAUCUUUGGAGUAAUAUAACUAAUAAAGAAUUUUGCAUCAUUGCAUCUUGAUCUUUUCUACAACAAACAUUCGGGCAAACUUGAACAAUACGAAUUUAUAGGCCUGUGAUGUGAGUCAACAUUUUCGAGUAGUCGUCACUGCUUUCGUCGGAUUCACGGUACUCAAGAGCAGCGCAGAUCCAUCGAGCUGCUCUUCUAAACAAUGCCCAACGUGGUGUCGCUGAUCGUCUUUCCAGAUUUCGACAAGUUGGAUUCUUAAAAUCCCAUCCAGCUGAAGCAUUGCCAUUUAUUACCGGAGCCCGCAUUCUUGCGCAGGUACUUUCAGUACUAAAGACGAACGCAAGCUGAAUAGCGAGAACACGUUACACAUCCUAUGACCGCUCACUGCCUUUCACGCCCACGCAUUCCCAGGAGUUAUCAGACUCAAUCCGAAUUCGAGAACACCUAGUACGUGAUAAGAUGUGCAAGUCAAGAUAGUAUUCCUUCGGUUGACUAUCUCGUUCGUACAUUCUCCAUUCGAUGGCAACACGAGCAUUCUCUGGUGUAGUGUACGGCUCGAACGAAACUGGACUCGUUCAUCUUCCACUUGAUGAGGUCAAAGUGCGCGCCUUGGUCAUUGAUGGUAUACAGGUCUUUUCCAAUCUCGCCUCGGAGAACACGCCUCGGGCGAAAUAUGUGUUUCCUGUUCCAGCUCGGUCCGCCGUUUGUGCUUUCGAGAUGCAUACAGAAGAUGGCAGGAUGAUUCGUGGAAUAGCGAAGGAACGACAGCAAGCUAAGGAAGAACAUGUGCAAGCUCUGAAUGAUGGGAAGCUUACCAGCCUGGUUGAAUGGGCCACCGACGACAUUUUCACCAUCUCUGUAGGCUCUGUGCCUGCUGGUCAAAGCGUCACUACACAUCUAACAUACGUCCUCGACCUCAUGAAUAAUGACAUCGCCUCACAAAUCCGACUUCAACUUCCGAUGAGCGUUGGUCAACGUUACGGAAUGCUUCCGGCCGGCAUGGAAGAUGCCUCGGGUAUCUCCUCUCGCACCCGGAUUCGCAUAACGAUUGUGAUUCAGACGAGAGGUGCUAUCAGAGCUAUCGCCAGUCCAACGCACCCAAGGCUUUCCGUGAUUCCAUACGAAACACACCGUGGCCGACCCUCUCGACAUAGAAUGAUUGCCAAGUUCAGAUCUCACGAAUACCUAAUGCAGGACUUUGUAUUGACGAUAGAGGCCGAAGGGCUGGAUGUCCCAAGAUGCUUUGCUGAGUGUGGUCCAGCAGGAUCGGGCACUGUGGCACUGCAGCUUACAAUGGUUCCCAACUUCCAGCCGCUUCCUUUGCGUUCCAAGGAAUACAUUUUUCUCGUGGAUCGUAGUGGAAGUAUGAGUGAAGAAAACCGCAUGGAGAUCGCGAAAAGUACACUCGUCAUGCUGCUUCAUUCACUGCCAAAGAACAACACCUUCAACAUCUUUAGCUUUGGAGAAUGGUCAGACAGCUUAUUCGCUACUAGCCAAGUAUAUAGCGAGACCACACUCUUCGAAGCAGUAACACAUGUCGAUAGGAUGUCCGCAGAUUACCGGACAACGGAAAUACGUGCAGCAUUAGAGCAUGUUUUUCGAAGCCGCAAUCUCUCUCUGCCUACUGAGGUCUUUGUGUUGACCGAUGGUGAGGUAUAUGAUGAUUCCGCUACGUCCUGCGUAUUAGAUGCAGUCAGAGAGAGCAGAGCACAUGCUCCUCUUCACGUAUUCGUACUUGGCAUAGGUGAUACGGCGUCUUCCGCAAUGUGUCAGGGCAUCGCUGAUGCUGGACGCGGUGUCUAUUUGAUGACUACGUCUUCGGAGGAUAUCCUUGGAAAAAGUGCCAGUCUAGUCCGCGCAGGAAGAACCUCUUUCCUGAAGAACAUCACAAUCGAUUGGGGCUUGGCGCAUCGUGACACUACCGAUGGUGGUGUGAGAUUCAUCGGCGACGAGGCCACAAUCCGCCAGGCUCCUCCCCUCAUCGAGUCAAUCUAUCCCGGACAUCGCUUCAUCACCUUUGCGAUAGUCAAGCACGACCAAUUUGUCGUGCCAAAGGAGAUUGUGAUUCAUGGCGAGAGAGAUGGGCGUAUAGUGGACGUUCGCGUAGCUGUCGAGCAAGCCAAGUUCCCGAACGAACUUCCCCAGAUACCGUUGAUUCAUACCUUGGCUGCUCGACAGCUUGUUACCUGCACGCUAAUGAGCGAUAUUGAGGCAGGACAGACACUGACCGAUGAGCAGAAGAGGGCAUCAGUGAUUCGUCUCGGCGAGCAGUAUCAGCUAGCGACUCGCUACACGUCCUUUGUGGCUAUCGAGGACCACAUUCAAACCACGAUGGGAGACCAUCCUAGAAUAUCGCGGAGAAGACGCUCUCGCGACAUCUUGCAAGACAGCUCGCUCAGCGUAACAGACCCACCCAGUUGGACGUCCUACCUUUCACUCGCUUUGGAUUACGCAACGAGCCUUGCUUCUGCCUUUGUGAACGCAGUAUUCAGGCCUUGGGUGUCCUCUUUUGGGGGCAAUUAUGUCCCCAGCGAGGACCCUCAAGAAACGGAUGCUGAGAGCCACAUUGAUGGCUCAGACGAAGACUUCUCCGAUGACUACUCAACUAUGAGUUCAUUGUUGAGUUACACGGAGUCGGAAUGGUCUGAUGAACCUGUUAGACCGCUACUUCCACCUCUACUCGACCCAAAUACUCGCAGUCCGUCACCUCACUUCGAACGUGAUCAGACUGCACCUCUGCCCGGAAAUGGACCCCAAGGACAUGUUCAGUUUGGAGCGCCAGCGUCGGCUCAUCCUCCGCCGGUACAAUCAGGGGUUUUCGAGCUCGUUCGCUUACAAUCCUUUGAUGGGUCCUUUGCACCCACCGACGAUCUUGGUCGACUUAUUGGUGCGGAUGCGACGACAAUGGCAAGCAGGCUGCGAGUGGACCCGAAGGUCUGGGCGACUGCCCUUGCUGUCGUCUAUCUGCGCAAGCAUCUCAGACAACAACCAGAAUUAUUGGACGGCCUGCUGGAAAAAGCGAUGCAGUUCAUGCAUGAGACCGAGGUUGCGAGUGGUGUUCACUUGGAGGCAUUGCUCGAACGUGCACGAACUGUCGUGAUAUGAAUAGAGUCCGGUAUCACAAUCGUUCCUAUCUUUUGUUUGAUUCAGCUUCAUCGGCUUCAAUGUUUUGAUACUUACAUGUCACACCCAUAGGUUGAACGUUCUCUCAAUCCCCUACCAAGUGACGAUUCAUCCAUAGAGACUUAUUUUUGGAUACCGGCUAAUCAUCUCUCACGCUGUUGUCGGAUACCACUGCCAGCAAGCCAAGUUGUCUAUCUAUCACGAUAUCGCGUUCAGUCACAUCUACUGAGUUCAUUUGAACGGAUGCAUCCUGGAAUGCAUGCUCAUACCUGUCGACAGACCCAGUUUUUCCACUUGAGCCUGAGAGGCUCCAGUGUUUGCGACUAACAGGUUUAUCCCUAAACCGCCGUAUUCCCGCGAAACCUAACCUUCCUAUCAAGAUGGAAAGUUGGAGGGUCACAAUGGAAAGUUCUUGUGCCUAGGGCAGGUUAGUGAUGCGAUGUUGACCGAUAGAACUAACCAGUUGGUGCCUUUUCAGAGACUUGAUAAGGUGUAUAUAUUGACU
This is a messenger RNA of Somion occarium, 3642 nucleotides long. Lineage: Eukaryota; Fungi; Basidiomycota; Agaricomycetes; Polyporales; Cerrenaceae. The record is from the annotation of a GenBank genome assembly.